Molecule: messenger RNA, 1577 nt
Organism: Contarinia nasturtii (swede midge)
Lineage: Eukaryota; Metazoa; Arthropoda; Insecta; Diptera; Cecidomyiidae
Product: gamma-butyrobetaine dioxygenase-like
Exons: 6
Coding region: 105-1364 (419 amino acids)
Biological process (GO): carnitine biosynthetic process
Cellular component (GO): mitochondrion
Molecular function (GO): oxidoreductase activity
Source: RefSeq, a predicted model, not a curated record
AAGAAAGCUUAGUUUGUCAUUAGAUUUAAUGGUUGCUACAUUGUUUUGUGGUCAACACACUUGAUACUUACACCACAACAACAAAAAAACAUUUUACGAAUAAAAUGUAUCGUUUGAUAGGCGGCUUAAAAAAAGUGCUGGAAUAUUCCAAUCAAACGUAUCUAAAAUUAUCCGUACAAAAUGCAAGUUUUUUAGCGGCCAAAACAUCGGCCGACAAACGUUAUAUGAUCGUUGACAUCAAUAAAAGUGAGAAUACCGCAAAUCAAAGUGAACAAUUCAAAUAUCCGUUGAUUUGGCUACGUGACAAUUGUCAAUGUUCAAAUUGUUUUCAUGACCAAACAAAAAGUCGUACGAUAGAUUGGACUCAAUUUGACUUUAAAAAUGCUCAACCAAAGUCUAUUUCGAUCGAUAAGCAAUUACAAGUAACAUGGAACGACGAUCACGUGUCAACAUUCGAAUCGGAUUGGUUGUACGAACGAAAUUUCACCGUAGAAAAUCGAAAAAAUUAUUUAGAUAAUCAUUAUCGGCCAACGCCGAAGCUAUGGUCCAAAGAUCAAUUUGAAAUGAAAGAAUUUAAUGCGGCCGAUGUAUUAAAAAAUGAUGAUGCAUUACAUGAUUGGUUGAUGACAUUAACGAAAUACGGUGUGGUAAUGUUAAAAAAUGCUGUUUUGACUGAAGAUCAAGUCAGACGAGUUAUCGAUCGCGUUGGAUUCAUUCGCGAAACGCAUUAUGGAAAGGAAUAUGCUGUACGAGCUGAUCCAAAUGCAACAAAUGUCGCAUACACAUCAAAUCCAUUACAAUUACAUACAGACCUACCUUAUUAUGAUUACACACCGGGUGUCACGUUAUUGCAUUGCAUUUCACAAACAAAAUCGGCGGGCGCAUUCAAUUCCCUCGUGGACGGCUUCUAUGUAGCGGAAAAAUUGAAGAAAGAAAAUCCGAAAGCAUUUGAAUGCUUAAGUACAACUAUCGUGAAUUGGUCGGACUAUGGCACCCAAGAUGAUUUUCGAUUUGAAAAAAUUAUGCGAAAGCCGGUCAUUUGUUUAGAUUAUGAAGGCAACAUGAUCCACAUAAAUCACAGCAUACCACAACGAGAUACAAUAUUUUCAAUUGAUGUGGAAAAAGUGGACGAAUGGUAUCAUUCAUUGAAAGCCUACGUUGAUCUAUUAUACAAAGAAUCAGUUUACUUUAAAACUGAACAAGGUUCUAUCUUGGCCUUCUCAAAUACUCGGCUCCUACAUGGCCGGACUGGUUAUGAGGAUAAAGAAGGUAACGUACGUCAUUUGGUCGGUGGAUAUCUUGACUGGGAUGAAAUUUAUUCACGGUUACGCGUUCUAGCAACUGACAAGCGAAAGAAAAGUUAAAAGAUACACAAAAACCACUCAAUAUUUUUGCAGCAACAGUUUAUUUUAAAUAUUUGUUUUUUAACUGGAUUUGUCCAACAUCAUUUAAUCAAUAAUUUUAAAAUGUGUACAAGAUCAUCGACGAGAUGCUGGAUUUGUAGCCAAGAAAAACUAUGAAAAUCAAUAACAAUAAAUUGACAUAUUAUAAUACGAUCAUUAUCGUAUAAGAUCUAA